Molecule: messenger RNA, 984 nt
Organism: Coccinella septempunctata (seven-spotted ladybird)
Lineage: Eukaryota; Metazoa; Arthropoda; Insecta; Coleoptera; Coccinellidae
Exons: 1
Coding region: 1-984 (327 amino acids)
Source: RefSeq, a predicted model, not a curated record
AUGUCAACAAUUGUCAGAUUCCUUUUCUCCUCCUGCUACUUCGUUUUUGGUGGCGAUUUUUACAUGCAAAUACUUGGCUCUCCUAUGGGGUCUGAUCUCAGUCAACCCAUUGCUGAGAUAAUCAUGGAUUUUCUCUUGGAUUGCAUUCUCGCAGGCAUCCCCUUUGAAAUCCCCCUAAUAAAAAGAUUUGUAGAUGACCUCUUAUGCGCAGUACCUAAGGAUCAAGUAGCCUACACCCUUGAAAGGUUUAAUGAACAGCACCAGUCCAUCCAAUUUACACUUGAAGAAGAAACUAAUGGAGGUGUUCCAUUCUUGGACACAAUGGUUAUGAGAACCCCAGAAAAUAGAAUAAUUUUGGAUUGGUACAGAAAACCAACUUCAUCGGGAAGAUACCUCAACUAUUUCUCAAACCAUUCCCACAGACAAAAAGUAAAUAUGAUAUUGGGCUUGAAGGAUCGCAUAUUGAGAGUUACCCACCCCACCCUGAAAGAAAAAAAUCUGAAAAUGCUGUUUCAGUUAAUGGUAGAGAACGGUUACCCCAAGGGCUUGUUAGCAAGGUUGAUUUUCAACACUGCUCUCACUCCAAGACCACAGAGCAUGGGUGACAACCCACACACUGUUGACAACCCAGCAUCGCUCACUUUCGCCACCAUCCCAUUGAUCAACAACAUGAGCUACGAUUUGAUCAACCUCUUGAAGACCAGCACCCUAAGGAUAGUACCAAAAAACGAAUUCAAGAUCGAAAAAUUGUUUAGCCGUAAGAAGGACAGAUUGGACGUUGGAAACAUGAUGGGCGUAGUAUAUAGUAUACCCUGUUCUGAGUGCAUGGAAGUAUACAUAGGACAAACAUCCCAACAGCUAAAAAGAAGGAUCGCCCAGCAUAAGAGCGAUAUAAAAAAUCCUAAUAAAGCGUGCGCCCUAGCUGACCACACUAGAAAUAAAAACCACCUCAUGGAUUACAUCUGCGAAGGUCCUGGAGAGUGA